Messenger RNA from Aptenodytes forsteri (emperor penguin), 2730 nucleotides. RefSeq names its product acyloxyacyl hydrolase (gene AOAH). The transcript has 22 exons. Lineage: Eukaryota; Metazoa; Chordata; Aves; Sphenisciformes; Spheniscidae. The coding region runs from base 44 to 1825 and encodes 593 amino acids. Gene Ontology annotation, biological process: negative regulation of inflammatory response; lipopolysaccharide catabolic process. The record is from RefSeq and is a predicted model, not a curated record. Gene Ontology annotation, molecular function: acyloxyacyl hydrolase activity; calcium ion binding.
CUGCUACCGCAGGAGACACGGGAGCGCUGAGCCAGAGCUGUUCAUGCAACCCUCGUGGUCCUCCCAGGCCAGCAGGAUGAGGGGGUCUAGGCAAGCAUUCCUUAAUUUAUUCUGCAUCCUCUGGCUCCCGCUUCUGCUGAAGGCUGCCUCUUCCUCCCCUCUCCCCCGUGGAAAUGACCCACCACCCCCUUCGCUCCCCUCCGGGCUGUACAAAGGACAUACCUGCGUCGGAUGCGUGCUUGUGGUGUCUGUAAUUGAACAGCUUGCACAGUGGCACAACAGUACAGUAAAGGCAGCCAUGGAGAGGUUGUGCAACUACAUACCUGAAAAACUGCAAGGUUUCUGUUACGUGCUUGCUGAACUUUACGGACCUCACAUAGCUGAACUCAUAGACAGGGAAAUGAAUGCCGAUGUGGUCUGCCAUUCCUUGAAGCUGUGUAAACAGGAUCCAGGACAACCGCUUUGUCAUCUCUACCCUCCUCCAAAGGUGGGGCUGAGUACUGCAAUAAGAAAAGCAAAAAGGAUUAUGAAGACUUCCAAGGACCUGAAAAGCUUCAUGGGGUUCUCAAGUGUAUGUGCAUUUCCUCUUCUGGCUAACCUGUGUGAGAAGAUUAAAUAUGUCAUAAGAAAUAAACUGCCUUUUGAAGAUUUUGACGGAGAUAAAUUUAGUACUUUCCCGACAUUGAGGGGCUAUCACUGGCGAGGCAGAGACUGCAACGACAAAAACAUCACCGUGUACCCUGGCAGACGUCCCGAUAAUUGGGAUGUGAAAAGUGACUCUAACUGCAAUGGCAUAUGGGGCGUGGAUCCAAAAGACGGAAUCCCCUACGAGGAGAAAUUCUGCAAAGGUGCAGACUCACAAGGGGUCGUGCUGUUGGGAGACUCGGCCGGCGCUCACUUCCACAUCCCUCCUGAGUGGAUGACUGUCACGCAGAUGUCAGUGAAAUCAUUCGCUAAUCUCCCAAUGGCUUUCACCGAUGAGCUUGACUGGCCCCAGUUCUCAGAGAUCACUGGAUUUCUCAACUCCACCAUCGGAGGCUGGACUGACUCUCUGUAUCUACGCUUACGCAGGAGAAAUCGCUGUAAUCACAGAGACUUACAGAACAUUUCCCAAAAUGGUGGUUCUUCAGGAAACCUCCUCUAUUUAAUAAAAAGCUUGGCCAGAAACCAGUUGUUGGACAACCCAGCCAUAGUUAUCUACGCUACAAUUGGGAAUGAUGUCUGCAAUGGGAACCGUGACACGCUGGCUCACAUGACUACACCCAAGGAAAUGCUCUCCAACGUGGUGCAAGCUCUGCGAUACCUGGACUCCCGUCUUCCAAACGGCAGCCAUGUGAUUUUAACAGGCUUGGUAGAUGGCCGCUUUCUUUGGGAUAGCCUGCAUGACAGAUACCAUCCUCUAGGGCAGCUGAACAGGGACAUCACCUACAGACAACUUUAUUCUUUCCUCGACUGCCUCCAGGUGAGCCCCUGCAGCGGCUGGCUGACCCCCAACGAGACCCUCAGGAAUUUGACCUCGGAGAGAGCUUUACAACUUUCCAAUGUCCUGAAAGAAAUAGCGAGAUCUGAGAAAUUUGCCAACUUUGAUAUUUUCUACAUGGAUUUCCCACUGAGACAAACGGCUGAGGAGUGGCACAAGAUGGGAGGCGAGCCCUGGCAGCUGAUCGAACCAGUCGAUGGCUUCCACCCCAGCCAGAUUGCUGCAGCCCUUGGAACAAGCAUUACCUGGCAGAAGGCACUACAUGAAUGGCCUCAAGUGCUUGGAAAGGAGAAUCCGUUCAACGACCAGAUUGAAGCUAUAUUCAAAGAUCAAGGCGGACACUGACUUCCAAACUGCCGGAGCCCUGACGUGGUUUACGGUGAUGCUUCCCAGUGCAUUCCACGAAACAAGAUGGUUAAAGACACACACACAAAAAGGGGGAGGGCAAGUUAUCAGAGCCAGGAGCAGUGGACAUAACGUAACAGCAUUCUUUUCAGUCUUGUAUCUCACCUGCACAAGUAGGCUAUGCUUUUUCUGUGGGGCUACAAAAAUUAAAAUCAAAGGAUGCCUGCCAGCUAGACCAUUUAUUGUACUGGUUUGCAAAUCCAUACAAUUUUUUCCAUGUAUAGCAAACUCCUAGCCCCACCUCAUUUUUUUUCCCCCUGCAGAACAUUAUUUCUGGGCUUUCCAUUUGUACUGUUUCAACAGUUAACCUGGUCCCAAAAGGGGGAGGGGGAGGAAGCCCCAGACUUGUUAUGUCGCUAUAAAUUGUGUGUAUGUAAUUGCCCUGACUGUCAAUACAUUAUUUAGCUGCUCUUUGCUUAUUAAAAUGUGCCAGGAAUAACAAGGCGCUAGAAUUUGAUUUGCCUGGCAGGCUGACUGCGCACAGGUUCUCUUCCCCCCCGUUAACAAGGUGGUAACUUGACAACCCUUCAUGUAUUGAAAACAAGUUGCUUUUUCAAGCUUUAAUACAUCUGUGCUCUUUUGCUUCCUAACGAACACAAUAUAACCAGUCCUGUACCUUUUACAGGCAUGACCCAGGGAAUCACUGAAGAUACUGGGCAGCCCUUACCUGCUCUAUUUCAUACGCAGAAUUGAAGGUUGAGAAUUAAUAGUAGUUUUUUCAUCAGCUUAUCCAAUGCUUUUUGCAAAAUAAACAAACAAAUACACAUAUAUAAAAAAUUAGGGACAGCUCUACCCUACUUGCAGCCCGGCUGGUGAUGAAGGGAUCAGACAGCAAAAAUGUCACU